Molecule: messenger RNA, 2369 nt
Organism: Tachysurus vachellii
Lineage: Eukaryota; Metazoa; Chordata; Actinopteri; Siluriformes; Bagridae
Gene: cnga1b
Product: cyclic nucleotide gated channel subunit alpha 1b
Exons: 9
Coding region: 129-2090 (653 amino acids)
Biological process (GO): monoatomic cation transmembrane transport
Cellular component (GO): plasma membrane; intracellular cyclic nucleotide activated cation channel complex
Molecular function (GO): intracellularly cAMP-activated cation channel activity; intracellularly cGMP-activated cation channel activity; cGMP binding
Source: RefSeq, a predicted model, not a curated record
UGUGUGUGUGUGUGUGUGAGACUUUCUUUCCUCUCUGAUGUACGGAUGUAUCUGUGAUGGAGGACGUCCCCUCAGGUGUGUAGUAGCCAGUGGAAGCUAGCAGCAGGUGGCUCAGCCAAUCAGCUGCCAUGUCGAAUAGUGUAAAGCCACUCAUACCUCCCAUAAUCCUCCUGGAAGGGGUGGAGGAGGUUACCGUGAGCAACACAGAGGACACGACAAAGAGUCAGCGCUCUGAGGCUGAUGCACUUUUCAACGUCAACAACAGUAACAACAAUGAAGAAGAGGACAAGAAAGAGAAAAAGAAGAAAGAAAAGAAAGAGAAAAAAGAGAAAAAAGAAAAGAAAGAAAAGAAGGAAAAGAGGGAAAAGAAGAAGGUCAAAGAGCAAGAGGAGAAAGAAAAGGAGAAGGAGAAAGAGAAAGCAAAGAAAGAGGAGCCAAAGGAGAUUUACGUCAUAGAUCCUGCAGGAAACACCUACUACAACUGGCUCUUCGUCAUCACCUGUCCUGUCAUGUAUAACUGGGUUCUGAUCAUCGCCAGAGCCUGUUUUGAGGAGUUACAGCACGAUUAUUUGAUAUUAUGGUUCAUCACUGAUUUUCUAGCAGACCUGGUUUACCUGGCAGACAUGGUCUUCAGGACAAGAACAGGGUAUCUGGAGCAGGGUCUGCUGGUCAAAGACGAACAAAAGCUUCGAGCGCGAUAUAUGGAGACUAUCCAGUUUAAGCUGGACCUCAUUUCUAUGAUUCCCACAGACCUUUGUUACUUUAUUGUUGGUCUCAACUACCCAGAGAUCCGCAUGAACAAGCUCUUCCGGGUCAACCGCCUCUUUGAGUUUUUCCAGCGUACAGAAACAAGGACCAACUUUCCCAAUGUCUUCCGAAUCUCCAACCUUGUCAUGUACAUUGUCAUUAUCAUCCACUGGAAUGCUUGCCUCUACUACUCAUUCUCCAAAGCUAUCGGUUUUGGAGCUGAUAGAUUUGUCUAUCCAGACAUUAAGGACCCAGAAUUUGGCCGUUUGGUGAGGAAAUACGCAUACAGCAUGUACUGGUCCACUCUCACCUUGACCACCAUUGGUGAAACUCCGCCUCCUGAGAAGGAUUCUGAGUACUUUUUUGUGGUUACAGACUUCCUAGUGGGAGUUUUGAUCUUUGCCACAAUUGUUGGUAACGUGGGUUCCAUGAUCACAAACAUGAAUGCAGCAAGAGCAGAUUUUCAAGCCCGAAUUGACGCCAUCAAGCAGUACAUGAGCUUUCGUAAUGUGACCAAGGAUCUGGAGAAGCGUGUCAUAAAAUGGUUUGAUUACCUCUGGACCAAUAAGAAGGCUGUAGAUGAGAGGGAAGUGCUCAAAUACCUUCCAGACAAGUUAAGAGCAGAAAUCGCCAUCAAUGUGCAUCUGGACACUCUUAAGAAAGUGAGAAUCUUUGCUGAUUGUGAGGCUGGACUUUUGGUCGAACUUGUGCUGAAGCUCCAGCCGCAAGUUUACAGUCCUGGUGAUUACAUUUGCAAAAAAGGUGAUAUUGGCCGUGAAAUGUACAUCAUUAAAGAAGGAAAGCUUGCUGUGGUAGCUGAUGAUGGCAUCACACAAUUUGUUGUCCUCAGUGAUGGAAGCUACUUUGGCGAGAUCAGCAUCCUCAAUAUCAAAGGCAGCAAAGCUGGAAACCGAAGAACGGCCAACAUUCGCAGCAUCGGAUACUCUGAUUUGUUCUGCCUUUCCAAGGACGACUUGAUGGAGGCACUGACCGAAUAUCCAGAUGCAAAGGCAAUGUUGGAGGAAAAGGGACGCCAGAUCCUCAUGAAGGACAACUUGCUGGAUCUUGAGGUGGCAAGACAGGGACCAGACCCCAAGGACAUGGAGGAGAAAGUGAUCAAAAUUGGCACAGUAUUGGACGACAUGCAGACACGUUUCUCCCGUUUACUUGCUCAACAUGAGGCCACGCAGAGCCGCUUGAAGAGACGUGUCGCCAAACUGGAGAGUAAAAUCCCAACCGCCACUGGGGUCACAUUCACUGAGACAACCAAGACCGAGCCAGCGGUUCUGUCUCCUCCUGAGAAAGAGGGGAAAAUAUCAGAGGAGAAGAAAGUCGAAAAGUAAAUCGGGGUGGGAAAGAGAAGUGACUCUAUCACUGUCUAAUGAAUAAAAAAGGGAAUGAAAGAAGAAAGGACAUAAAUAUAAAACAUAUACAAAGGGAGAAUGAGAUCUGAUCUGCUAUCUGAUGCAGAAUAAAUCACAGCUUUUAUUCCAUGUGAACAAAGAUUCCCAGUUUAAACCAGAACCCAGAGAACAAAUCUGUAUCCAGUGACAUUAUACAGCAGUUAGUAUUUACUUUGUUAUGUAUUAUAUAUAAUGUAUUUCAAUUACAAAGCAUUUUAU